GGCAUUGCAUGAGGCAGAUGAUAGGGGCGAGGAUCAAGGGAGCAAGCAGUCUUAUUCCUCCCAUCAACUCCCCCGCCACUCUGGGACGUGUAUGGGUGGCGGCUGCCAAGAGGGAUCGGUGCACCAAUUCCCAUGGGACCGACAAGGAUGGGGGCGGGGAUGUGACCCACAUCAUCCCAGUAGAGUCGCAUGACUGUUGGGUUCCGCACCCAGUGAGUGGCAUGUUCGUGCCGCCGGGUGCCCUGGCGGUCAAAGGCGGUUCAGGAAAUGUGACCAUCAGGCAUGACCCUUCUGUUUCCAAAGUCUGGGUUCGAAGCACUGAGACCAUGGAAGAUAAAGACUACAGCUACUAGAGCGUGUUCACAUGGUGUGUGGUAUAUGCAGCCUCAUAAAGAGUACUUUGCAGUGUUCUCUCUUGACUUACCAAACUAAAUAAGGAUCAUGGUAUAUGUAUAUGUAGAAGAAGCUGUUAAGCUGAUCUUGUUAUGGAAGAUGAUAUGUACAAUAAUGAAUUUUUGUA
Molecule: messenger RNA, 520 nt
Organism: Nymphaea colorata (pocket water lily)
Lineage: Eukaryota; Viridiplantae; Streptophyta; Magnoliopsida; Nymphaeales; Nymphaeaceae
Exons: 2
Coding region: 9-353 (114 amino acids)
Source: RefSeq, a predicted model, not a curated record